This is a messenger RNA of Anolis carolinensis (green anole), 1593 nucleotides long. RefSeq names its product hyaluronidase-1. Gene Ontology annotation, biological process: hyaluronan catabolic process; carbohydrate metabolic process. The record is from RefSeq and is a predicted model, not a curated record. Gene Ontology annotation, molecular function: hyalurononglucosaminidase activity. The transcript has 5 exons. NCBI's taxonomy places the organism in Eukaryota, Metazoa, Chordata, Lepidosauria, Squamata, Anolidae. Gene Ontology annotation, cellular component: cytoplasmic vesicle. The coding region runs from base 224 to 1561 and encodes 445 amino acids.
UUACUUCAUACAAACCAACAACAAAGUCUGUUUCUCCAGUGCUUCCUUGCCACUUUCCCAAUGGCAGCAUUACUCAAAAAUGUCAUAGGAUCAUUGGACAUAAAAAGACUGUAUAAAAAGGAGCUUCUUUAUCAGAGGUUUUGUUAACUGAGGUGCUGUGUAGAAGGACUCCCAGUUCAAAACAGGAUGCUACUCUAACAGCACUGCUAAAAGAGACCAUACUAUGUACCAUCUGUGGAUCAAAUGGCUACCACUAUGGCUUUUACUGAUGGUCGCUGAUGAGAGUACAGCUAUGUCGACAAAAGCUCCGUUGUUUCCCAAUAAAGCUUUCGUAGUGGUGUGGAAUGCACCUACCGAACAAUGCCGGCUACGCUACAAAGUGGAUUUAGAUCUAAACAUUUUUGAUGUUCUGUCAAAUCCUAAUGACACUUUGAAUGGACCUACUGUGACAAUAUUUUAUCCCAGUCAGUUGGGAUACUAUCCCCAUUUUGCGAAUCAUAGAGAUUCCAUCGAGGGAGGUAUACCUCAGAACCAGAGUAUCAUCAAGCACCUAAACAAAGCCAAGUUAGACAUUAAUCGUUUCAUUAAAAUAAAGACAUUCCAAGGGCUUGGAGUCAUUGACUGGGAAGACUGGAGACCUCAAUGGGACAGGAAUUGGGGGAAGAAAAACAUUUACAGAGACACAUCUCUUGAACUUGUUAAAAAGAGUCAUCCUGAGUGGUCAAAGAAUUCAAUUCAGAAAAUAGCUAAGGAAGAAUUUGAAAAUGCUGGCAAGAAUUUUAUGACCAGCACCCUUACCCUUGCAGAAGAUAUGAGACCAAAUGGGUUAUGGGGUUACUAUCUGUACCCAGACUGCUAUAAUUAUGAUUAUAAGACUAAGAACAAGACAUACACAGGCAAAUGCCCAGAUCUGGAAUAUUCCCGUAAUGAUCUUCUGCUUUGGCUUUGGAAAGAAAGUACUGCCCUUUUUCCUUCAAUAUAUCUGGAAAAUAUGUUGAAAUCAAGCACAAAUGCUUUGAAAUUUGUACACUAUCGGGUUAAGGAGGCAAUGCGCAUUGCUUCCAUAGCUAGGAAAGACUACGCUUUGCCUGUUUUUAUUUACGCUAGGCCAUUUUAUGCCUAUACCUUUGAGCCUUUGUCAGAGAUUGAUUUGGUGCACACUAUUGGUGAGAGUGCAGCCAUGGGAGCAGCAGGAGUAAUCCUUUGGGGAAGCAUGCAGUAUGCCAGUACUCAUGAGAAUUGUCUUACUGUGAAAAAAUACAUAGAUGGUCUCUUUGGACAUUACAUCGUUAAUGUGACCACUGCAACCAAGAUCUGUAGCAAAAUCCUCUGUAAGAGGAAUGGAAGAUGCAUUCGUAAAGACAGUGAAUCAUUUGACUAUUUGCACUUGCAUCCUAGAAGUUUUAAGAUUAGGUAUUCUGAAACAAUGAAAAAAGUCUAUGUGGUAGGAAGAAUGAAGAGGAUAGACAAGGAGGCCAUGAAAGAAAAAUUUAUGUGCCAAUGUUACCAAAACUGGACUGGGAAACAUUGUAAAAUGCCUAGCUUCAAAAUGAGAGUAUGAAAUUUAUUGACAAUAAAUAUAAUGAAAAUUCA